UUAUAAAAACAACGAUGAUGGAAUUCAAUCAUUUUGGAAGUUUCUAUUAAAUCAAUCAACGUAACAAUUAAAGUAAAAAUGAAUUCUAUUUAUUCUGUUAGCUUAUCCCUUCUCAUGGUGCUAAUCGUCAAUAGCAUUCAAUCUUCUUCUGUUUUGGCUUCACAGUCUGUUGACGAUAAUUCUAAUAAUUUAAUCAUUCUUAAUUACCAAUAUGUUGCAGAUUGGGAAGGCUUCAUCUUAUUUGAUGUAAAUGCUACAGAAACUGGACCGAAAAAAAUCGAAAGCUGUAGCUUAUCAUUACAAAUUCAACGUGAUGUCAAUGGCAAAUUAUAUUGGGGCUCAACUUCUGAUUAUUCUGUUAUCUUUAGUGCUCGACUUGAAUCCGAGAACAAGAUCGUAUUCAGUAUCUUGGUAAAAGAUGUUAGACCAUUUCCAAAUUAUCGAUUCACCUCUGUGUGUAGGCAUUCAGAUGGUAAGUUGAAUGCUGCUUUUCUCUACAUUGACGAUAACUUUCGUGCUCAAUAAAAGACCAAUCCUGGAUGCAAAGAUUCACUAUAAUUAUCUCAUUUUUAAGAAUUGAUUUUAAUUGAUAUCAUUGUUUUCUUAAAAAAUAAAAUAGCUUGUGUUCAUUUCA
Panonychus citri (citrus red mite) is the source of this 634-nucleotide messenger RNA. RefSeq lists its product as uncharacterized. The transcript has 2 exons. The coding region runs from base 79 to 525 and encodes 148 amino acids. Lineage: Eukaryota; Metazoa; Arthropoda; Arachnida; Trombidiformes; Tetranychidae. The record is from RefSeq and is a predicted model, not a curated record.